This is a messenger RNA of Mycosarcoma maydis (corn smut), 1368 nucleotides long. RefSeq lists its product as uncharacterized. Gene Ontology annotation, cellular component: nucleus. Gene Ontology annotation, biological process: DNA repair. The record is from RefSeq and is a predicted model, not a curated record. Lineage: Eukaryota; Fungi; Basidiomycota; Ustilaginomycetes; Ustilaginales. The transcript has a single exon. The coding region runs from base 1 to 1368 and encodes 455 amino acids.
AUGUCAACUUAUGGAACGCGGCGGUUAGGGCGCGACGUGCCUGCUCUCGCCUCUUCGCGGCGCAGACGAGAUGCUGAAACGGAGGAGGACUCAGACCCACAAGAUGUGCAGCUCAACGAUCCUCAAGAAGCUGCACACUCCGAUCAACGUGCUGCGGCGUUUAUGCGGUCGUAUAGAUUGAUCACUGUCAAUGACACGGCACGCAAGCAAGCUCAGCAAAUAGGCGAUGCCGAGAUCAAGAAGAAAGCCGCCGAGCUUGUCCGAUAUGCGCUUGCCUGCGAGUAUCAACGCACUUCCAUCCGUAAAGAGGAUAUACGCACCAAGGUGCUCGACGAAAAGACCAGCCGUCUGUUUGGGCUAGUCUUCAAUGCUGCUCAAGAGAUGCUGUACCGCACAUUUGGGUUCCACAUGGUCGAGGUGCGUGCCAAAGGAGCCGACAAUGCCGAAUUGACAAGGCAGGCGCAGGAGGUGCUCCGAGCAGCAGCAUCGUCUGCGAAUGGACUUCGGUCACGCGAAAAGCAACCAGAUGAAUCUUGUGCUACGGAUGGGGGAUUGGGCACCAACAUCUGGAUACUACAGUCGGCUUUUUCACCAGACUUGAUCAAGGAGCUCGUGAGCGUCGAUGACGAGCUCACCAAGGCCUACGCGUCGACGAGCGAGCCUACAUGGACCUCUGAUCGCAGGCGACAAGCAGCGAGCUUAGCAAAGUCUGCCGUCGACUGGAAGCGUGCCGAUCGCCAAGACGGUGAAAUGGGUCUGCUGUACGUCAUCUUGGCCCUCAUCCUCGUCAACGGACGCACAAUCACCGACGCCACGCUCCACAUGUACCUGCGACGCAUCCAUCUCACUUCCCACACCCCUCUCCCGGCUGCCUUGCGUGGUACAGGCCCGGCGCAGGGCUCAGGCUCGACAGGCUCGCAGAGUACACAAACGCAGUCAAGAGCUCGGGCAACGCAGGGCACGCUCGAAGGCUUUAUGAAUGCCAUGAUCAAGCAAUCAUACCUGGAGAAGCAACGUUCCGAUAUCGGGAUCGACCACAUGACUGCCGCAGUGAAUCAAGCUCAGGCGCAGGGUAGGAGACGAGGGCGCACCAGUGGUGCAGGAGGCCGUGCUAACAAUGCCGAUGAUGAAUCGACAGUGUGGGAGUGGAGAUGGGGCAGCCGAGCCGAGGCAGAGAUCGGGGAGAAAAAGGUCGCCGAGCUGAUUUCGCUGCUAUUUACGGAUCCUUCGGUAGCGCAAGAUGGCGUUCAAGGUGCGGAAGAGGAAGACGAAGAGACGCAAGCUAUCGAUCAGGACCGACUUGCCAAGCGCCGCAAGAUGUUGCUCACCAACAUUGCCUCCGUAGCUGGCUCGCAGCUGAUCGACUAA